UUAAAGAAAAAUAAGGCCGAAAGGCCAUAGUAGAGAAAGAGAGAGAGAGAGGAGUGAGAGAGAGAGGAGCUCCCUUCGUUCCCAUCAAUUCAAAACCCCAAAAUCUCUCCCCUUCUUCUCCCUCCUGCAAAUCAACAAAAACCCCUCUCCCCCUCUCUCUCUCUAUACUAUUCUGUCUCUCUCUCUUUCUAACCUGCAAACAUGAGCGGCGGUCUUCAUCACAGUGGCGGGGCUUCCAUACCCUCUAGUGUGAGGAAGAUGAUUCAGAAUAUCAAGGAAAUCGCAGGCAACCACCACGAUGAUGAGAUUUACGCAAUGCUCAAAGAGUGUAACAUGGAUCCCAACGAAACAACCCAGAAACUCCUCCUUCAAGACACCUUUCAUGAGGUCAGAAGGAAACGCGACAAGAGAAAAGAGAAUCUGAACAACACAGACUCUGGCGAUUCUAGGUGGAGACCUGGCCUGCAGGGGCGAGGGGGAAGGAGUGGUAAAGGGGGAUACUCUCCUCGUUACCCAUCUCAUGAUGCAGGUGGUGGAAGGAACUUUAACGCUGGAAAGGAAAAUGGAGCCAUUCAAGGUGCAAACAAAGGUCCAGUUCCCAUUUCAGUUUCAGCUUCUUCACAAACAGCAGAGACCAAAGCAGAUGCUUCUGUAUCGAGCUCUAAACCCGAAUUGGCCAAUGGUCCAGCUAGUAUACCAUAUGCAAGUCCUGAAUCUGGGCGUGUGUCACAGGAGACUGGAGGAACCAGUGGUGCACCACCCUCUAGGGAAAGUUCGCAUGGGGAUACACAUGGACUUGCCCCGCAAAGUUCUGACAAGUAUUCACCAUUUCCAGCUUCAGUUUCAGGGGUUUAUUCCUCUGCUUCUGAUCCAGUAUUGUUGCCAUCUCUUGAUUAUCGUAUUCCUGGGGCUCUUGGUACAAUUAAACGUGAAGUGGGGAGCCAGAGGAUAGCUGUGGACCCAAAUAAUGCAGUUCAUGAGAGUAAGUUGGUGCCAUCAAGUUUCGCAAUCCCUUUACAAAUAAACCAACUUGUAUCUCAUGAUGUGGCUGAUUCGGAGUUAUCGACGUCAAUGAGUGAGAAAGUGAGUCCAGAGAUUGGAAGCGCCUUUUUCCAUGGCACCGCACAGAGUAAGUCUCAAGGGAUUGAAAGAAACCACCUACCUGAGUCAACCCCAGUUGUGUCUUCGUCUUCCAAUCCUGGGUCUUCUGUUGGAAGGCCUCCUUCGAAUUAUGGUGCACGAUCACAGCAGCAACUUAAUGGAUCUCAAAAAGCAGUUGGUCCAAGUAAGGAGUGGAAGCCAAAACCUACGAAUCCCAAUCCCACUGCCCCAGGGUCUGGGAGCCUUGGUGCAACCAAUGCUGACCCAAGCCUAAGUGUUGAAGGACACCAAUCCCAAUCUUCAUCUGAUAAUGCACGUUUGGAAGAGGCAAAUUUGAAGUUGCAGAAGAAGAUGGAGGAAUUGCAAGUUUCAGAUGAUCAGCAUGUUAUCAUCCCAAACCAUCUGCAAGUUCCCGAAGCUGAAAGAACUGGGUUGAGCUUUGGAAGCUUUGAGCCGAGCUUUGGAGUGGGUAACAUUUUCGUGAAUGAUCAUGAUAGUGAUAAAAGCUCCUCGCCCUUGUCUGAGUCAUCUCAAGGGAUUGAGGAACCCCAGGAGGAACCUCCUUUAAGCAUUUCAAAUGCAGCUCCAACUGGUACAGAAGGGAACUAUAUGGAGCACUCACAAUCACCAGGUCGUGCACCAGAGAUGUUGUCUUCUGGUGAAACAGAUGUUUCACAAAACGUGGGUGCUGUUCAACAAUCUGAUGCUUCAAAACCAGAUGUGGUUUUGGCACCAGGAGGGCCUCAGUAUUCUGUGGUGCAAAAUGGGCCAAAUUUUUCAAGUUUUGGGCUGAUGCCUCCCAUGUUGGGGAGUCAAUUUGCAUCCUUUGAAAGUGGGGAACCUCAGGCACGGGAUGUCUCUCGUCUUCCGGGCUUUAUUGUCCAGCAGCCAUUUGAUCCAGCGACUAGCUAUUACACCCCAUUUUAUCGUCCUGGUGCAGAUGGCGAUGCUCGCUUCGCUCCAUUCCUUGCACCAGGCACAGCUACCAAGUUCAAUGGGAACAUUGCGGUGCUCUCUACCCAGAGUGGUCCAUCUUCACAGGAGAGCGCAAACUCCAUGGUUGUCUCUUCAGCAGGUCCCACUCCCCUGGCCACCCAAGCUGCUGGAGUAAUGCAAAGCUCCAUAGCUGUAACCCAACAACCAGUUCCUGUUUUCAGGCAACCAGCUGGUGUACACAUAUCCCAUUAUCCAUCCAACUAUCUCCCUUAUAACCAAUAUUUCUCUCCUGUCUAUGUACCCCCCCCAACUAUUCACCAUUUUUUGAGCAAUACUCCUUUCCCGCAGCAACCCCCAAGUGGUAGCUCUUACCCUCCUCCACAAGCUGGUGCAACAGUUAAGUACUCCCUUUCUCAGUACAAGCCUGGUUCAAAUUCGGGUAACUCAACUCAUAUAGGGAUGCCUGCUGGUUAUGGAAAUUUUGGAGGUGUCCCUUCGGGAUAUAGUGCCAGUGCAGCUGCAACGAGUGGGAAUUCAGCCUCAAAUGAGGAGCUUGGGGGGUCACAGUAUAAGGAGAAUAAUGUGUAUAUUACUGGGCAGCAGGGCGAAGGCUCUGCAAUGUGGUUUCCAGCUCCGGGCCGAGACAUCUCGACCCUUCAGGCAAGUUCCUUCUACAGCCUUCCUCAAGCUGGUCAGCACGUUACCUUUGGGCCCACUCAGGCGGGCCUUGCAGGCCUCUACCAUCCAGGCCCACCAGCCAUGGCAGCACCCACUGCCCACCCUCUCAUGCAACAAGCCCAAACCAUGGCUGGCCCAGUUGGUCCUGUGGGCCCACAAGCUGGAGUUUACCAAAAUGCCCAACGUCCGCAGGUCAAUUGGGCCAACAAUUAUUGACGAACCCAACAAAGAGUUUUGGAUAGUUUGGUUGGAAAUAUCGCGGAAAAAUGGAUGGGAAAUAUUGGGUUCUUUCAAGAGCCUUUGGCCUUUUGAGUGUAAAUAUAUGGAGGAAAGGUUGAUGAUGGUGGUGGGGAUAUUGCACAAAGGAUGUGAAAGUAAGCGGUUUUAGUGUUUUUUUCCCUUCUUUUGAGGGUGAUUCAGGUUUACCCUUUUGGGGCAAAAGAGGAACUGCCCCCACUAUGACUCAGUGUUAACCAUUUUUAAGUUAGUUGAGAGAGGUAUGUUGAAAGGUCUCUCUUUCGUUCUCAUUCACCUUUUGUUAUUUCUGUGAUUUUAAAUUUUUCUUAUGUAAGGUACUGUUUGUUGCUGAAAACUUAGGCUUUUGGGUUUUUUUCUCAUCUUAAGGUUUAGGAUGUGGAAGGUGAGAGUUGAGUUGGUGGGUUUUCAUUAUUUUCCACUCUCUUACCUUUGUAGAUUGAAUUUUGACAGUGUGAGAUGUAUUAACUUGUAAUUGUUAUAUGGAAAUUAGAAAUCCCUCUCUCUGCUACU
Molecule: messenger RNA, 3483 nt
Organism: Amborella trichopoda
Lineage: Eukaryota; Viridiplantae; Streptophyta; Magnoliopsida; Amborellales; Amborellaceae
Source: RefSeq, a predicted model, not a curated record